UCGGGUCGCUUGACAGUUCACCUGUACGUGCACGCACACUUCCAUCGCGAACCGUACGCACACAGUCUACCCGCCCCGAUAGCGCAUUGAGACGUGGUCAAUGGUAAACGCCAGUGUGGAUGCUUCGUGGACACAUAUCGAGGCUUGGAAGCAAGAACGUACAGAGCACGAAGUGAAACCAUUUCCGGUUGGCGGGCUGAAAGCCAAACACCCUCCCCUCAGAGUACCACGACGACGAUCCUGCUCAUCAGUGUAACGCCAUCUGCAAGAUGUGUGUAAUGUGUACACGAACGCAUUUGUUAUCCACACGUCGUCGACAGAGUGAUACCGAUCAGUAAACCGGAUAGGGCAAUCGUUGCAACAGUGCGAUAUUUCCUGCGGAUAUCUUCCACCUCUCGCUGCCACUCGGCACCAUUGUUGCUUGCUUUGCCCACCGUCGUUCACACCCGUCGUCGUCGUUUUCGGGGCGCAGUAACGUAUCGUUGUCCUUUACCUUGUAUGUAAAAAUAAAACGGCAAAUCUGUCAAGCGCGUUACGGGCCGCGACGGUAUACAAAGUUACGAACGACCACCAUUUAGUGGAGCAGCAAGUGCGCCUUUCACCAUGGCGAUGCUGCUGAAGCGUCCGAUCGGCACCCUCGUCAGUGGGUUGCGAAGUGUUGGUGGUGGUAAUCGGAACAGUGGUGGUGGUGGUGGUGGUAACACACCCUUACUGGACAACGGGUAUGCGGGCGGGGGAACCGGUGUUACGGCAACCGGACCGAACCAUGACGGUGGCAUGCGCCAAACGCUGACCAUCGUGUUUCUGUGCAUCCUGUGGUACAUCGUGUCGAGCAGCAACAACGUCAUCGGGAAGAUGAUCCUGAGCGAGUUCCCGUACCCGAUGACGGUUACGAUGAUACAGCUGACCAGCAUUACCGUGUACAGUGGACCGUUCUUCAAUCUGUGGGGCGUCCGGAAGUAUGUGGACAUUUCUUGGCGCUACUACUUCACGUUCAUCGUGCCGCUGGCGCUGGGCAAAUUUUUGGCCUCGGUAACGUCCCACAUUUCCAUCUGGAAGGUGCCGGUUUCGUAUGCUCACACAGUGAAAGCAACGAUGCCCCUGUUCACGGUGAUCCUGUCCCGGGUGAUAAUGCGCGAACGACAAACGAAAGCCGUAUAUCUCUCGCUGAUGCCAAUCAUUGUCGGCGUCGGUAUUGCCACCUUGACGGAGCUUUCGUUCGACGUGAUCGGGCUGAUCAGUGCACUGAUUGCGACGAUGGGCUUCUCGCUGCAGAACAUCUUCUCCAAGAAGGUGCUCAAGGAGACGGGCGUACACCAUCUGCGGCUGCUGCACAUCCUCGGCCGGUUGGCACUAUUUAUGUUUCUCCCGGUUUGGAUCUAUGUCGAUCUGUUCAACGUGAUGAAGCAUCCAUCGAUCGUGACGGGAGACUAUCGGGUGAUUGCGCUGCUGUUUACCGACGGUGUGCUGAACUGGCUGCAGAAUAUCCUCGCGUUCAGUGUGCUGUCGCUGGUGACGCCGCUUACGUACGCGGUGGCAAGCGCGAGCAAGCGCAUCUUCGUCAUCGCCAUCUCGCUGUUCGUCCUGGGCAACCCGGUGACCUGGCUGAACGUGCUCGGCAUGCUGGUGGCGAUACUGGGCGUGCUGUGCUACAAUCGGGCAAAGUACUUUGCCCGCCGCCAGCAGGACACACUGCUACCGUACGCGUACGGUGCGAAAGACGGUGCCGGUACGAAGGGUUCCAGCUCCACCCUUGCCAGCAACAGCAACGGGCGACGGUAUCAGUACGCUCCGCUGCACGCGAAUGGCGGUGUUCCGGUGCCGGAGAAUGUACUGCUAGCGAAUGGUGGUGCGUCCGCGAUGGGCACGACCGUGCACAGUUUGAUGCCCAGCGUAGCACCAACCAUCCCGAUCACCGUAUCGUCGAAUAUGGCCACGUCGAACAGCAGCAGUACCAACGGUAGGUUACUGUUCGUUUAAGGCAGCGUUCUGCGAUGAAAAACGGAUAGAAAUGGACGGGACCUGAUCCAUGCCUGAGCGCUAGGGACGGAAGAACGACAACAAACGGCAAAACGUAGCUAAUUAGCUGAGCGCCGUGCUGCGUGGGACAACGUGGUUAUAGUGCGGUAGUAAUUUAUAUGUCUUACAAUAAUAACGACUGUCCCGACGACCCGAUUAGCGCGACUGAAACACCUCCCUUUGUAAUAUAGAAGACACACAUACACGCACACACACACAUGCGCGCGAUGUAUUGUUUUGCCACAGAUGCUUAGCCACUUGGUGGGGGAAAGUUAGUUAAUACUUUGCUAGAAACUGCUUUUUCUGUUUGAAUAACCAUUACCUGUGUGACGAAGCUAGGACAUAGAAUAGGAAUUAUUUUCUUUUUUGUUUUUUUUUUUCGCAAGAGUGAAAAUAAUUCUUGGGAGACGGUUAUAACUUCACAACAAUUUAAGCAAACCAUCAUUUCUACAACGACAGUAUUUUUUUUCAAAUAAGGCGAAUUGUUUUUUGUCUCACUGUAAGCACCAAGUCUGUGUCCUGUGCUGCAGCAGCAGCUGGUCAUCGUUGCGAUUGGUUUGCCGACCGUCAACGUGCAUACAUAUAUCGCGUGUUUGUUAUUAGAAAAUGUACAUAGUUAGGAAAAUUGGGGGAAUGAGUUUCACGUGCCCGAAAUCUUUUAGCCCAAGACUGUAACGGUUGCGUGAGACAAGAAGCGGGUGACGGAACGGAGUGGUGAUGUGUGCGUAUGAUGCGUUCCUUUUUUCCAUUUUUUCCGGCGUUUUGAUCGUUACGAUUAUCUAUGAUUUAUCUUUUCCACGUAUCUGUUAACGUUUCUUAAGCAAUAUUAGUUUUACGUUCAACACACACACGCGAUUGUAUUACGGUUACCUCUGUGUGUACUUAGAAAGACAGGUAACAGCGCAUAGGAUCGAUCUUGAUGCUGAGAGCAACACGAAAAUCAUUAAACGUCAUCCACAUCUGAGUUUUUGCUCAGCGCUGCUUGUUUCUACACCCAUUUUUGUUCUUUGUUAAAUAUUGUUUCACUUUGUA
Messenger RNA from Anopheles stephensi (Asian malaria mosquito), 3051 nucleotides. RefSeq names its product solute carrier family 35 member E1 homolog. The transcript is spliced from 4 exons. The coding region runs from base 604 to 1980 and encodes 458 amino acids. Gene Ontology annotation, molecular function: antiporter activity. NCBI's taxonomy places the organism in Eukaryota, Metazoa, Arthropoda, Insecta, Diptera, Culicidae. Gene Ontology annotation, cellular component: Golgi apparatus. The record is from RefSeq and is a predicted model, not a curated record.